Messenger RNA from Anopheles maculipalpis, 10884 nucleotides. RefSeq names its product protocadherin-like wing polarity protein stan (gene stan). The record is from RefSeq and is a predicted model, not a curated record. The transcript is spliced from 7 exons. Gene Ontology annotation, cellular component: plasma membrane. Gene Ontology annotation, molecular function: calcium ion binding; G protein-coupled receptor activity. Bases 1 to 10884 code for a protein of 3627 amino acids. Gene Ontology annotation, biological process: cell surface receptor signaling pathway; G protein-coupled receptor signaling pathway; homophilic cell-cell adhesion. NCBI's taxonomy places the organism in Eukaryota, Metazoa, Arthropoda, Insecta, Diptera, Culicidae.
AUGAACGUGCAACGGUGCAAUCUGGCGGCGCGGCUUGCUCUGAUAGCGGUGCUGCUUCAGCUCAUAUUGCUAUGUAGUACGUGCAAUGGAUACAUGAUAAUAGCAAGCGAAAACGACGAACCGGGAAAGGUGCUGUUCAAUUCUUCCGUCUACAAGCUCGGCUCGGAACGGCAGUACAAGAUCAAUGCGCACAAAUCGGCACACUACGUGCACCAUCUGCUGCGGGUCGAUCCGGAAAAUGGGCAAGUGAGCCUCAAGCGAAAGCUCCAAUGUGAUGGCAUCUACUAUCCUACACUAUUUACGUUUUACGUCGACUCUACCUCGAACAGACUGCGUAGUAUAGACUAUUACAGUUUACCGAUAAGGAUAUUUAUCGUCGGGCGCAAUUGCUCGGACGAGGACGAAACGGUAGCGGCCAGUUUCCGGAAGCUUUUCGAGGAGGAUGAUACCGGCUACCAUCAUCAUCAGCACUACCAGCGUUACAAACGUGACGCCGUGUAUCGCUUAGCAUCCGCCGCCGAUACUCCUCUUCCGGCAAGGGAAGAUGAGGCCGACGAGAACGAUCAACGCAUGUAUGGGGAGUAUUUGGGCGAUCGGUUCCAUUACUAUCGCUCCGAGUAUCCGUGGCUGGCAGCUAGGACCGUCACCAACUACACGACAUUUCGCGAAGGAGAUGUGCUGUUCGAUACCGUGCUGGAGAAUGAAUAUCGGCAUGGAAUCAUUAUACGGAAGCGGCGUGAAAUACGGGACCUGCCAGCAGAUCGCAUUCAUCGCAAAAUUGCCGAUGCCAAGCAGUGGAUCUCGGAAACGUACGCUUCGUAUGCGAUCCACACGACGGACAAGUGGAAACACAUUUGUCUCAAGAAGUCGCAGUACAUCAACUCGAUUAGUGCAUUUCUACCGAAAACGGUGCUACACCACUGUUCCGUGCGUUACUUGGAUGUGAACGAUGAACGGUUUGAAAUUGAAACGCGUACCGGUGAUUUGAUUGCUACGGGCGAUCUGUGCAUUCCGGAAACGCUUUGGAAAGUGAUCAUAACGUACAAUGUGAGAUGUGAUCGGAAGGAUAUUAUCGAUGCGGAUCAUCGGCUAAAAAUUGUGUACCAUCACCAGGAACUGAACGAUACCGACAUAGCAAAGCGCGUUCGUAGGGAGUUGCGAAAUCAAAGUCCUUACUUCGAGCAAGCCCUGUAUGUGGCUUCAGUGCUGGAGGAACAACCGUCCGGUGCAAACGUGAUCACAGUGCGGGCCCGUGAUCCAGAGGACUCGCCGGUAGUGUAUUCGCUCGUCUCGCUGCUUGAUUCACGGUCCCAGGCCAUGUUCAAGGUCGACUCUCGCACGGGCGUUGUCACCACGUCUUCCACGCUCGAUCGGGAGCUGAUGGACGUGCACUACUUUCGCGUUAUAGCGACCGAUGAUAGUUUCCCGCCACGUUCUGGCACCACCACGCUGCAGGUAAACGUGCUCGAUUGUAACGAUCACACACCAACGUUCGAGGCGGAACAAUUCCACGCUACCGUGCGCGAGGGAGUGAGCGUCGGCUCGACCGUAAUAACGAUACGUGCCACGGAUCAGGAUAUAGGCAAAAAUGCCGACAUCGAGUACGCCAUCACGAGCAUAGUGGGAGAGAAUCAAGAACCGACAACGUCGACGAUGGCGUUGGAUGGAGGCAAUGGGGCAAUCCAUCCGGUGGAGAACGACAGCAGCGAUUCGCAAAAAUUCCGCAUCGAUGCACGCAGCGGUACGAUAUCGACACGCAGCGCACUGGACCGGGAAGUGUCGGGCAUGUACACGAUUAUGGUAACCGCUACCGAUAUGGCCACACCGCAAACGGAGCGCAAAUCGGCCACCACGACGGUGCUGGUGAAAAUUCUGGACGACAACGACAACUAUCCGCAGUUUAGCGAGCGUACCUAUACGGUGCAGGUGCGUGAAGAUCAGUGGGCGAAUGAAAACAACGUGGUUGCCCAUAUUCAAGCUACGGAUGCUGAUCAAGGAAAUAAUGCUGCGAUUCGCUAUGCAAUCAUUGGAGGAAACACGCAAUCCCAGUUUUCCAUCGACUCGAUGAGUGGCGAUGUGUCACUGGUGAAGCCGUUGGACUACGAAAGUGUGAGAAGCUAUCGGUUGGUGAUUCGUGCUCAAGAUGGUGGAAGUCCUUCCCGCUCUAACACUACACAGCUGCUGGUGAACGUCCUUGAUGCGAAUGAUAAUGCUCCACGAUUCUACACUUCGCAGUUUCAGGAGGCCGUGCUGGAGAGCGUGCCGGUGGGAUACAACAUCGUGCGCGUGCAAGCGUAUGAUUCCGACGAAGGAACAAAUUCGGAGAUAACGUACAGCAUACAGAACCGGGACGAUGGGAUGCCACUGGCGGUUGAUCCACGCACUGGUUGGAUUCAUACGACAAAGGGGUUGGAUCGGGAAGAGCAGAGCCGUUACAGCUUUCAGGUGGUGGCUGUUGAUGGAGGAAUUCCUCCGAAAUCGGCAAGCACAUCGGUUAUUGUAACGAUUCAGGAUGUGAACGAUAACGAUCCGACGUUUAGUCCCAAGUACUAUGAAGCGAUGUUGGCUGAAGAUCAACCACCAGGUACACCGGUGACAACGGUAACAGCCACUGAUCCAGAUGAGGAUUCGAGACUGCAUUACGAAAUAACUGCGGGCAAUACACGAGGACGGUUCGCAAUCACAUCUCAAAAUGGGCGAGGUUUGAUAACGAUUGCGCAACCCUUGGAUUAUAAACAGGAGCGCAGGUUUGCUCUAACCAUAACUGCGACCGAUAGUGGACAACGUACCGAUACGGCCAUAGUGAACAUAAACAUCACGGAUGCGAAUAACUUUGCACCUGUGUUUGAGAAUGCCCCUUACAGUGCAUCCGUGUUCGAGGAUGCGCCCAUCGGCACAACAGUACUGGUCGUGUCUGCUUCGGAUAGCGAUGUAGGUAUCAAUGCGCAAAUCACUUACCUUCUGAAUGACGAGUCCGUCAAUGGAUUGGGUGCGAACGAACCAUUUACCAUUAAUGCACAAACGGGAGCCAUCAUAACGAACGCAAAGUUGGAUCGCGAAAGUACGAGUGGAUACUUGUUGACGGUUACGGCAAAGGACGGUGGCAAUCCUUCGCUCAGUGAUACAACUGACGUGGAAAUCAGUGUGACGGAUGUAAAUGAUAAUGCACCGGCGUUUAAAGUGCCACUGUAUCAAGCAACAAUACCCGAAGAUGCCUUAAUCGGAACGUCGGUGGUACAGAUCGCAGCUACCGAUCUUGACAUGGGACUAAAUGGACGUGUGAAGUACGCUCUCAGUCAGAAGGACAUGGACGAGGGUUCGUUUGUGGUGGAUCCAAUUUCCGGUGUGAUACGCACGAAUAAAGGGCUCGAUCGCGAAAGUAUUCCCGUGUACCAUCUGACAGCAAUUGCAAGUGAUAAGGGCACACCAACAAUGAGCAGUAGCGUUGAGGUGCAAAUUCGGUUAGAUGACGUGAAUGAUUCGCCACCUACAUUUCCUUCGGACAAGUUGACAUUAUACGUGCCAGAAAACAGUCCGGUAGGAUCGGUGGUUGGAGAGAUAUAUGCACAUGAUCCAGACGAAGGAGUGAAUGCGAUCGUACACUAUUCGAUCAUUGGUGGAGAUGAUUCGAACUCCUUUUCACUUGUAACACGACCCGGGUCGGACCGCGCACAGCUGCUAACGAUGACGGAACUCGAUUACGAAUCACCGCGCAAACGUUUUGAGCUGAUCAUAAGAGCGGCAAGUCCACCGCUUAGAAACGACGUGUAUGUGGAGAUACUGGUAACGGACGUUAAUGACAAUGCGCCGGUCCUGCGUGAUUUUCAAGUAAUUUUUAACAAUUUCCGCGAUUGUUUCCCUAGCGGAGUGAUCGGGCGCAUUCCGGCGUUCGAUGCCGAUGUAACGGAUAAGCUUACGUACCGUAUCCUAUCCGGAAACAAUGCAAAUUUGUUACGCUUGAAUAGUUCCACCGGAGGCCUAACGUUGAGUCCUCAGCUUAACACGAACGUGCCCAAAUUUGCCACGAUGGAAGUAUCGGUAACCGAUGGGAUAAAUGAGGCAAAAGCGAUCAUGCAGCUAGUCGUACGGCUCAUUACGGAGGAUAUGCUGUUUAAUUCGGUAACGGUUCGCUUGGAUGAAAUGACGGAGGAAGCAUUCCUAUCGCCGCUACUAAGCUUCUUCCUUGAUGGGCUAGCGGCCAUCAUACCAUGCCCGAAAGAGAACAUCUUCCUGUUCUCGAUUCAAGAGGAUAUCGAUGUAAGUGGAAAAAUCUUGAACGUCAGCUUCUCGGCGCGCAGACCAGAUGUGGCAUUCGAAGAGUACUACAGUUCGCAGUAUCUGCAGGAAAGGAUUUACCUGAAUCGGGCAAUAUUGGCGCGAUUGGCAACGGUUCGUGUGUUGCCGUUUGAUGAUAAUCUAUGUGUACGUGAGCCAUGUUUGAACUACGAGCAGUGUUUGUCGGUGUUAAAGUUUGGUAAUGCGUCAGGAUUUAUACACAGCGAUACGGUUCUGUUUCGACCGAUACACCCGGUUAAUACGUUUGCUUGCAAGUGUCCGGUAGGAUUUACGGGCAGCAGAGAACAUUACCUUUGUGAUACGGAAGUCGACCUGUGCUACUCGGAUCCUUGCCAGAAUGGUGGAAGCUGUGUCCGUCGCGAGGGAGGUUAUUCGUGUGUCUGUACGGAGCAGUACACCGGUGUGAAUUGUGAAACGUCGAUUGCAGGUUUGAAACCGUGCAUUUCGGAAGUUUGUGGCGAUGGUUACAGUUGUCUCACUAGUGGACACGGAGGACAUUGGCCGCCGUAUACAAAAACGUGCGAAUUGAUGUCGCGAUCCUUUACGAGAAAUUCAUUCCUCACUUUCCCAGGAAUGAGACAACGACAUCGGUUCAACAUAAGGCUGAAGUUUGCGACGGUACGUGACAGUGGGCUGCUGCUGUACAAUGGACGUUACAACGAACAGCACGACUUCAUUGCUCUGGAAAUCAUCAACGGGAAGGUAAUAUUUUCCUUCUCCCUUGGGGAUAAGGUAGAAACGGUGACGGUUAACCAACAGCGUAAAGUAUCAGACGGCAAUUGGCACACGGUGGAGGUGAAGUACUUCAACCGUACGGUGUUACUCUCCCUCGAUAACUGUGACACUGCAACUGCACUAGCCGGCCUUGGAGAGCGCUGGAAUUGUGCAAAUCAAACGACGCUUGUGCUGGACCGACGAUGUGCCUCAUUAGUGGAACCUUGUCAUCGAUUUUUCGACCUAACCGGUCCACUACAGAUCGGUGGUUUGCCGAAGAUUCCGGCCUACUUCCAAAUACGCUCGCACAGCUUCAUCGGUUGCAUUUCGGACUUGUACAUCGACCAGCGAUAUGUAGACCUGGGAGCGUACAUUGCUGAUAAUGGCACGGUAGCAGGUUGUCCACAGAAAGCAGCAUCAUGUGCAUCGGAACCAUGCUUCAACGGUGGCACGUGUCGCGAGGGUUGGGGCGAAGGAUGGGAGUGUGACUGUCCUGACGGUUUUACAGGCAAUGCGUGUCAAGAAUCGGUUGCAUUGCCAUGGCGUUUCCAUGGUGACGGGAUAUUAAGUUUCAAUCCAUUGCUGCGUCCAAUACAGCUGCCCUGGCUGACUGCAUUCUCGCUGCGAACUCGCAAACGUGACACAUUUGUGAUGGAAAUCCAGGUUGGACAGAACAGCUCGGCGGUAGUGUCCCUGCGUGAUGGUAUCCUGCAAUAUCUGUAUAACGGUGAGCCAUUGCAGUUAACCGGUGCAGACUUGGCAGAUGGUCGAUGGCAUCGUGUGGAGAUUAAGUGGAUGGGUACGGAGGUUUCGCUGACUGUCGACUAUGGUCAACGAAAUGGUGUCCUUCCGGUGACGCAAAAGGUCCAGGGUUUGUACGUGGGGCGAAUUGUGAUUGGUGGAUUGGAGGGAACGAUCGGCCAGCAUUACGGAGGUCCGUCAGAAAACUACGAAGGAUGCAUUCAGGAUGUUCGAGUCGGAGGUGUGCAGUCCGUGCUGAAGCGUCCAACAGUGCGCGAGAAUGUACUGGACGGGUGCGCUUCGAAUGCAAAGUGUCCCGACGAUUGUCCCGAAGAAUCGACCUGUGUGAGCACUUGGGAUGAUGCGUAUUGCGAGUGUUUGCAUGGAUAUGUUGGCAAUGAGUGCAAACCGAUCUGCACAGUGAAGCCCUGCUCGGAUAAUGGCAUCUGUCGGGCGGACACGAUCAACACUAAGGGCUAUCGGUGUGAGUGCAACAGUAGCUUAAGCUCAGGAGAGUACUGUGAGAACACGGUUCAACAACCAUGUCCUGCUGGAUGGUGGGGCGAACGGAGCUGUGGACCAUGCAAAUGUAAUAUCAAGCAGGGCUAUCAUCCAAACUGUGACAAAAGCACCGGGCAGUGCUACUGCAGGGAGAAUCACUAUCAACCGGUUAACGACACUAUUUGUCUACCAUGCGAAUGCUAUACGGUAGGAUCAUAUGGCAAGUCUUGUAACAGCUCGGGUCAGUGCGAAUGUCGCGAGGGAGUCAUCGGUCGGCGAUGUGAUUCCUGUUCGAAUCCUUACGCGGAAGUUACCCUUAACGGUUGUGAGGUUGUGUACGACGGUUGUCCUAAAUCACACUCGGCGGGCUUAUGGUGGCCCCGUACAGCGUUCGGUGAGCUUGCCGUGGAAAACUGCCCGGCGCCAGCGAGAGGCAAAGGUACGAGACGCUGCGAUCAGGUUCAGAGCGGUUGGGGUACGCCCGACAUGUUUAACUGCACUUCGGAAGCGUUUUUAGAUCUUCGCAAGCAGCUAUCGCAAAUAGAGGUCGACGGACUGGAGCUGAACACAUUCAUUUCGGUGCAAGUGGCGGCAAAUCUACAGCAAGCCUGCAUCAGCGUCGGUGGACAAGCUAACGAUAAUGAUGGGAAUGGAGCGCGCGACAGUCGAUUGAAGGAUUUCUACACGAUCGAUUCGGAAAAGUCGAUGGGAAGUUCGGGUGUGUCUCUUUGGCGGGAAGUUGACUUCGAACUGGACUAUCUGCUUAAUGAUGGGCAAUCGUUCGUGCAAAGCAAACUGUAUGGUGCCGAUCUCUUGAUAACGGAUCGUAUGUUGCAUGAACUAAUGCGCUACGAAUCUUAUCAGCAAGGAUUAAACCUUUCACACAGCCAGGACAAGCACUAUGUUCGUAAUCUGGUAGAAAGCGCAGGCGAAAUAUUAGAUCGAAGGUACGCAAAUGAAUGGAAGAGGGUCGUCGACCUUACCGGACGUGGACCGGAUGAUUUGGUGGAUACCUUCAAUCAGUAUAUGAUCGUGCUGGCACGAUCGCAACACGACACGUACACAAAUCCCUUCGAAAUUGUCCAUAAGAACAUGGUACUAGGAAUGGAUAUUGUGACAACGGAAUCACUGUUCGGGUACGAGUCGCAGAUGGUCAAGCAGUACAAUAACAAUAAUGGCGGCAAGCAACAGACGAAAGUAAAGCAAGAACAUUCUGGUCACCAUCCGGAAACUGUUAUCCUACCUGAUACGAGCUCCUUUUUGCAAAACUCGCCCAAACAGAAACAGCCGAUGAUAGCCUUCCCGAAGUAUAAUAACUACAUACAGGAUCGUUCGAAAUUCGAUCGCCAUACAAAAGUGCUUAUUCCGUUGGAUAUGCUGGGCAUAACCGCACCGGACAGGAACGAGAUAGUGAACCAAAUCACGGAGCACCGUGCCAUUUUCACGUACGCCCAAUACAAGGAUGCCGGAGAAUUGUUUCCCGCCAACUUUGAUGAAACAGUAACUCGUCGCUGGGGCGUAGAAAUGCAGAUCGCAAGUAGCGUUUUGUCAAUCGCUAUCGUAACACCAACCACUGGCAAAGAAUCUUACACCCAAACGUUCCCAUCUUCUGGAGGGUUUGAAAAGCCCGGCACUAAUCACGUAGAAACGUUUGCUACUCCACCCUCUACCAAGCAUGGAUCGGAUCGAACGAAUGAAAAGUUAAUGCUAAACGAGAUAAAAAUAUCCAUACACGAUAUGAGCGAUCAGGACGAAGGGUUGGAUACGCUGGAUCAGCAUACGCCACAGGUCCCGAUGGUUAAUACAAACACGGAGCAUGGAGAAGACUUCUUCCACGGUGAAGAUCUUCCCGAAGCGAUGGUUCUAGCUAGAGGAGCCGAUAAGUCUUCUUCAAAUGAACGACUGCAGGAAGAACCUUUCCGGAAGCGACGUCGAAGCAUUGUUACGGCAGCCGAUGAUGAUGUAACAGAGUCGCCCGAGAUGGAUUCGACGUCUCGCACCAACUACGCCCCGCUCGGUCAAACACAUUUGAAGCAAGCGUUAAAACUGCAAAUGUGGUUAAACAUUCCCCGAAAUCGAUUCGUUUCACGCUCCAACCCGCAAUGUGUCCGAUGGAAUACGCAUGCAAACCUUUGGACACGGAUCGGUUGUCAGACAGAGAUACCGAACUACGAAUCUAUCGGUAGCAAUGAUACGAUCGUAGUGAACUGUACAUGCAACCAACUGGCAACGUAUGCUGUGCUGGUGGACAUAAUCGAUCCAGAAGAUAUACCCGAACCGUCGCUACUGGUCCAGAUUACAUCGUACUCAGCAUUUUUGCUUUCCUUACCAAUUCUUUUUGCGGUCAUCAUAUCGUUGGCGUUGCUUCGCGGGCUUCAGACAAACUCGAACAGCAUUCAUCAGAAUUUACUGUUUUGCAUUUUCACCGCUGAGCUCCUGUUUUUCGUAGCCAUUCAGGCUCGUAGAGAUCUGCUGGACAAUGAGUUUCCAUGCAAGUUAGUCGCUAUUGCGUUACAUUACUCUUGGCUGGCUGCAUUUGCAUGGACCACGGUAGAUUGCGUGCAUUUGUACCGAAUGUUAACGGAAAUGCGUGACAUCAAUCAUGGACCGAUGGGUUUCUAUCACACGAUAGGUUAUGGAGCGCCUGCAUUACUGGUGGGUCUUUCCGUCGGUGUACGAGUGCAUGAAUACGGCAACAGUUUGUUCUGUUGGCUAUCGGUGUACGAGUCCGUUAUCUGGUGGAUGGUUGGACCGAUCGCAAUCGUGUCCGUGUUUGAUCUAUUCAUCCUAUUCCUAUCGGUUAAAGCCGCAUUCACGAUCAAGGAUCAUGUGCUUGGAUUCGGCAACCUGCGUACAUUGCUUUGGUUGUCCGUCGUGUCGCUACCGCUGCUAGGGAUUAUGUGGGUUCUAGCAGUACUUUCGGCGUCAGAAAAUUCGCAACUACUCAAUAUGCUCCUAUCAGCGGUGAUCAUCAUGCAUUCGCUUUUCUCCAUAAUUGGCUACUGCAUAAUUAACAAACGUGUGCGCGAAAAUUUGCAUAACGCAUUUUUGCGCUGCAUUGGCCGUAAAGUGCCACUGCUCGAAUCGUCGAUUGCUAUUAGCAAUAGUUCGCAAAACGUAGGUUCACCCAAAACGCCCGGAUUUGCGGGUAGUUCGGGUGGCGGACAGUAUGAUACGGCCAGACGCAAUAUUGGCAUCAGUACAUCCAGCACUACUUCGCGCAGUACGGCUAAAACCAGCUCCAGCCCGUAUCGUAGCGAUGGGCAGUUUAGACACACUUCAACGUCUACCUCCAACUACAACAGCGACGGAGUAGCUUCAUACAUGCGUGGACAUUACGAUGAUAGUGCGCUGCGUAAAAUGAAAAACAGUGGCCAAGGACGGGAAGGGGAACGUCGAAGUCACAGAAGACAUCGCCGAGAUUCGGAUUCUGGUAGCGAGACUGAUGGCAGGAGUCUGGAGCUUGCCUCGAGUCAUUCAAGUGACGAUGAAGAAUCGCGCGUUGGACGCAACAGUAGCACACAUCGUAGCACUGGUGUAUGCAGUACAUCGUACCUGCCAAACAUUACAGAGCAUGUGGCUACGACUCCACCUGAGCUGCAUGUUGUGCAGAGUCCACAGCUAUUCCCGAAUGUUACACCAACCAGAUGGCCAACUCAGAAUGCUGGCAACUAUUUACCUCCUGGAAAUGGCCGUUGGUCCCAAGAAACUGCUUCAGAUAACGAAGCACAUCCUCACAAAUCUCCUACAAACGGUGGCUCUCUUCCGAACCCGGACAUAACAGAAACUUCAUACCUUCAUCAGAACCGCAUGAACAUGCCACCUUCGAUCUUGGAAAACAUCCAGGAAAACUACAACAUUGGCUAUUCAAACACAGAUCUUCACGGUGAUCGAAAUUAUAGUAAUUACGGCAACACGGAUAAUUACGUGCCACCGGAUUAUGCAAAACGGUACGAUUCGCAAGCAUCGGAUAAUCCUUCCAGCACGCUUCCCCAUCAUUACGCAUCAUCGGUGAAUGGCAGUACGGGCGGAACGGUACCAAUUGCCGAAGCACGUCAUACUGGAUCGAUGCAGGUCAUCAAUCACAUGCGUGCCUACCAGCACGAAAAUCCGUAUGCACUGAAAGAAUCGCUUUACGAGCGAUCACGCACGCUUGGCUAUGGUUCCAGUGCUGGUGGUGCCGAGUCACCCUACCACGGGCACCCGCUUGCCACACCCAACGACUUGUACAGCCCGCCCGGCUCGCAUGUGAUGUCAUUCAAAUCGAGUGUCCAAUCGUUGCUUAAAAACGAUUAUCAGCAGCAACAGCGGCAACAACACAAACACCAUCAGGGAGGAAAUGGUGGCGAAUCGGACCGAAUGUCCGAAGGUUCGGAUAAAAAUCCGUACAAUUUCCCGUACACUGCCGAGGAGGACCAUCUGGUGCACAGUAACGGCGCAUCCAGAAUGCAUCACACCGCCGGGAUGGAAAGCAUGGGACAGAUGGAGCACAAUAUUGCUUCGUCUCCUGCGCCACACCCACAGCUAGCUAUGCGGGGACCAGAUGGACUGUCACCUGCACCUUUGCAAUCUAUGGGACAGUUGAAUGGAGGAAACGAUGUAACCAAUGAUGACGACGAAACAACCGUCUAG